Molecule: messenger RNA, 2690 nt
Organism: Wasmannia auropunctata (little fire ant)
Lineage: Eukaryota; Metazoa; Arthropoda; Insecta; Hymenoptera; Formicidae
Gene: Hdc
Product: histidine decarboxylase
Exons: 16
Coding region: 276-2459 (727 amino acids)
Biological process (GO): histamine biosynthetic process; L-histidine catabolic process
Molecular function (GO): histidine decarboxylase activity; pyridoxal phosphate binding
Source: RefSeq, a predicted model, not a curated record
ACAUCAUUCGUUGUGCUGUAAUCGCGCUUCGACGGUGUCUGUGUAAGAAAGAACCUCGUUAAUAAAUUCUGUCUUGAUCUUUCUCGAGUAAUUAGGAAAGUGUUUGUAUAAUUUUGCCUCUUGAUUUCUGCAACCUUGCAACAUCGAUUUGUGUCAAAUCGAAGAGCACGUAACGAGUUUAGUUCAGUGUGUCAUAGUUCUCGUGACUCAAACUGACAUUGAAGGAAUCACAUGCUACUGAUAAAGUACGAUCGAUAGACCAUCAUAAAGAUAAAAUGAAUUUAGAGGAAUACCGCAAACAUGGGAAGGAAAUGGUGGAUUAUAUCGCCGAUUAUCUGGGAGACAUCCGUUCCCGACGAGUAUAUCCCGCGGUCUCGCCGGGAUACUUGAGAAAUGUCCUGCCGGCGUCGGCCCCGGUGGACGGCGAGCCCUGGGAGGAUAUAUUCGCCGACGUUGAGAAAUGCAUCAUGCCGGGUGUGACGCAUUGGCAGAGUCCGCACAUGCACGCCUACUUUCCGGCCCUGAAUUCACCUGCCAGUCUACUGGGCGACAUGCUGGCUGACGCAGUAAACUGCUUGGGAUUCACGUGGGCUUCCAGUCCAGCGUGUACCGAGUUAGAAACGAUCGUUAUGAAUUGGUUAGGCAAAAUGAUCGGUUUACCCGAAGAUUUCCUGCAUCGACCGGGCGGCUCCGGCGGCGGCGGCGUCAUACAAACAACAGCGUCAGAAGCCACGCUGGUGUGUCUGCUCGCAGCCAGAACCAGAGCUAUUAGAGCCGUGCAGGAGAACGAGCCUGACCGUUUGGCGACGGAGAUCAAUUCGCGACUAGUUGCGUACUGCUCGGAUCAGGCACAUUCUAGUGUGGAAAAAGCUGGACUUAUAGGACUAGUUCGAAUGCGAUAUAUUGAAUCUGAUAAUGAGUUAAGUAUGAGAGGAGAUGCUCUACUGGAGGCGCUAACACAUGAUCGAGCUGAAGGUCUGCUUCCUUUCUUUGUAUGUGCAACCUUAGGCACCACUGGUGCGUGUUCUUUCGACAAUCUCAAGGAAAUCGGACCGAUAUGUCAACAAAAUGGUUUAUGGUUACACGUCGAUGCGGCCUACGCUGGCAGCGCUUUCGUAUGUCCGGAAUUUCGCGGUUGGCUUCAAGGAGUGGAACUCACUGAUUCUAUUGCCUUCAAUCCGAGCAAAUGGCUUAUGGUCCAUUUCGAUUGUACAGCUAUGUGGGUAAAAAACAGUCAAGCGCUACACAGAACUUUUAAUGUUGAUCCGCUAUAUUUAAAGCAUGAAAAUUCAGGUCUUGCAAUUGACUAUAUGCACUGGCAAAUUCCUCUAUCUAAAAGAUUUCGGGCUUUAAAGCUGUGGUUCGUUAUCAGGAAUUACGGAAUUACUGGCUUGCAGAAACACAUACGAGAGGGCGUGAGGCUGGCACAGAAGUUCGAAGCUCUGGUCUUGGCCGAUGCCCGCUUCGAAAUUCCAGCUCUGAGGCAUCUCGGCAUGGUGGUCUUUCGUCUUCGCGGGGAGAACACCUUGACGGAACGUCUCCUAAAGAAGCUUAAUUCGCGCGGUCGAUUGCAUUGCGUGCCAGCAGCCUUGCACGGAAAAUAUGUUAUCAGAUUUACAGUUACCUCGACAAACACGACGAAUGAAGAUAUUCUAAGGGAUUGGGCAGAAAUACGAAGUACCGCUAAUGAAAUCUUGGGUGAUACCACCCGAUCACCUAUACGAGCUAGAGUUCCCCUCGCAGAUACGCGGCAGAAGAAUGAAAAUUUCGGAUCGAGCUUAUUAUUAGCCAAUUCACCAAUGUCGCCGAAAAUUGUAAAUGGUAGUUUUGCUGCCAUAUAUGACACGGCCGAUGUAUUUGAAGAAUGCAUGAAAACUUUUGGGAAAAUUCAUCUUGAGGCGAGAGAUAGUCCAGCCAUACGUCGUCGCAUUCGCGGAAUAUUAAUGUCAGGCAAGCAAUUUUCACUGGAUUCUCGCAUGGAUCUCGUUCAGGGAUACGUUUGCAGCCGUCCACUCUCGGAUUCUCCUUCCGAGUUACCAUUAAUGAAAGAAGACGAAGAUGCCGGUUUAUGCGAAUCAAUAUCCGACGCUGAUACGAUAGAUGAAUCUGACAACGAUAAAUCAGUUGUUUAUAAAAAUUGGGAGAACUCCGAUAAUUCCGAAACAAUUAAGAGGGAGCCAUCCGUCUCGAAGAGCGGCUCGAGUCAUAACGUGGCCAAUGGCUCGUUCGUCAAUGUCGAUGCUGAAGAUAAUAACGGCGACAAUACGGUAACGAUUGCUUCGGCCGAUGUGGGCUUCCCUAGAAGUGAAACCAUAGCUGCUAUUGGACAUCGACCUUAUACAGGCGAUCUGGUGCCGGUUCGAAUUUCAAAGGGGAUGUCAAUGAAAGGAAAUGAAGAGGACGAUGACAAGGGGAAGCAGCUCUGCAGAAAAUGCGGUCACUAUCCUAAACGUCAGUAACUAGUCCAAAAAUAUUACGUAUUCUUCAUACGUUGAAGAGCGUACGCACUCGAAGCCAUUCUUAUGUUUUCGCAAAUCUGUCAAUUGAAAAUUAUCUUUGCGAUUUGUCGUUAGCGCGUUAAGUGAAAUGCGUUAAGUGCGGAAUAGCAAAUAAAUUACGUCAUCUUGUUAAAUAUAUUUCAAAAAUUACGGACAUUAAAAAGUCGUAAAAUAAUACAAAAUUAUUGUAGA